Messenger RNA from Cynara cardunculus var. scolymus (artichoke), 892 nucleotides. Its product is annotated as serine/arginine-rich splicing factor SC35-like. Gene Ontology annotation, molecular function: RNA binding. The record is from RefSeq and is a predicted model, not a curated record. Bases 1 to 687 code for a protein of 228 amino acids. NCBI's taxonomy places the organism in Eukaryota, Viridiplantae, Streptophyta, Magnoliopsida, Asterales, Asteraceae. The transcript is spliced from 6 exons.
AUGGAUGACCUCUUGGCAACGCUGACUUUUAUCUACGUCUUCGACUCUUCGGUGUCUUUUCUCUCUCUCUUCGACGCCAAUUUUUCCCCCUUCUUCCUGCUUCUGCAAUGUCCUCCAACCCUAGUUGCACUGUUUACAUUGGAGUCAUUUAUUGGAUGUUUGUUGCAUAAAGGAGACCCUUCUGCAGAACAAUGUAACUUGGAUGAACGAGUAAGUGAUCGGGUUUUAUACGAUAUCCUAAUACAGGCUGGUCGGGUGGUUGACUUGCACAUUCCUCGAGACAGGGAAACUGAUAGACCAAAAGGUUUUGCUUUUGCAGAAUAUGAAACCAAGGAGAUUGCUGAUUAUGCUGUGAAGCUGUUUUCUGGCCUUGUGACUCUUUACAACCGAACUUUGAGAUUUGGAAUUUCUGGCCAAGACAAAUCUGCACCAAACACACAAGCUUCAACGCUUGCAUCAAAUUCUCCUUUCAAAUCAAGGCUAAAUGUAGAGGUUUCUCCGAGCUCUUUGUCACAAUAUACACAAGUUUCACCUGGUGCGGUACAAUUAUCUAAUGUAAAUAGAUCACAGAUGGAUCACAACAAUUAUGACCAUCGAAGAGGUCAUGGGGCAACUUGGGAUGGUACCAACCUUUCUACGUCAAACCGCUAUGAUACAAGUAACCCAAAACAUCAUGAUCGUUAUUAAAUCUGUUAGUAGUUGUUAUCGAUCAUUGGAGCAUUAGAUGGAUUUGCUGAUGAUCUAAGCUCAUCUUUUAGUAACGUAGUUGUGGCAUGACGAACUCGGUUUGGUAUUUCUUGCAACAUCUGCUUACUUAGCAUCUGUCUGGAUUGAAUGUUUGACCUCAAGUAAUACCAAGCAAGCUGAAAGCCUGUCACACUUAUCUUUGAAA